UUGCUUCCUGCCGCAGCAGCUGGUGGCCCGGCCGCUCGGCUCUGGCGCUCCAGGGGCGGCUGACUGCGUCUGAGCGGGGUGAAGCGGCGGCCGGGGUGGACAGGGGCCAGCGGGGCCAGGGCGGGAGGCGCAGACACAUGAAAUGGCCACAGAUGAUAAGACUUCCCCAACAUUGGACCCUGCUAAUGAUUUGCCUCGGUCGCCUACGAGUCCUUCUCACCUCACACACUUCAAGCCUUUGACUCCUGAUCAGGACGAACCUCCUUUUAAAUCAGCGUAUAGUUCUUUCGUAAACCUCUUUCGAUUUAACAAAGAGAGGGCAGAAGGGGGCCAGGGAGAGCAGCAGUCUCUGAGCGGAAGCUGGACCAGCCCUCAGCUCCCGUCUCGGGCGUCCCGGGCGCAGUCGGUGAGGUCGCCUAUACAUUACAAGAAGCAGCCUAAUGAGGAUCUGCAGCGGCGCUCCUCGGCCGUCCUCGCAGAGAGCAGUCUGCCACCCCCCCAGGAGAGCCCAGAGACAAGAAGGAAAGCAGAACACACCUUUGGAGGUCAUGACCCCCGGACAGCUGUUCAGCUUCGGAGUCUCAGCACAGUGUUGAAACGGCUCAAGGAGAUCAUGGAGGGGAAAAGCCAGGAUAGUGACCUGAAGCAGUACUGGAUGCCAGAUAGCCAGUGUAAAGAGUGCUAUGACUGUAGUGAGAAAUUUACGACCUUUCGACGCAGGCAUCAUUGCCGACUCUGUGGGCAGAUUUUCUGCAGCCGUUGCUGCAAUCAAGAAAUCCCUGGAAAAUUUAUGGGCUACACAGGUGACCUACGAGCUUGUACAUACUGUAGAAAAAUAGCCUUAAGUUACGCCCAUUCCACAGACAGUAAUUCUAUUGGGGAAGACUUGAAUGCGCUUUCAGACUCAGCUUCCUCCGUGUCCGUGCUUGAUCCCAGCGAACCCCGGACCCCGGUGGGCAGCAGAAAAGCCAGCCGCAACAUAUUUUUAGAGGAUGAUUUUGCUUGGCAAAGUUUGAUUCAUCCGGACUCUUCAAAUACCGCUCUUUCAACGAGACUCGUGUCUGUUCAAGAGGAUGCUGGGAAAUCUCCUGCUCGAAAUCGAUCAGCCAGCAUUACUAACCUCUCACUGGAUCGAUCCGGUUCUCCCAUGGUACCUUCAUAUGAGACAUCUGUCAGUCCCCAAGCUAGCAGAACAUAUGUUCGGACAGAGACUACUGAGGAUGAACGCAAAAUUCUUCUGGACAGUGCUCAGCUGAAGGACCUGUGGAAGAAGAUCUGCCAUCACAGUAGUGGAAUGGAGUUCCAGGAUCACCGCUACUGGCUGAGGACACAUCCCAACUGCAUCGUAGGAAAAGAGUUAGUCAACUGGUUAAUCCGGAAUGGACACAUUGCUACCAGGGUGCAAGCUAUAGCUAUUGGACAAGCCAUGGUUGAUGGACGUUGGCUGGAUUGCGUCAGUCAUCAUGACCAGCUGUUCAGAGAUGAGUAUGCGCUAUACAGACCACUGCAGAGUACAGAAUUUUCUGAGACCCCUUCUCCGGAUAGCGACUCCGUGAACUCUGUGGAAGGACACUCUGAGCCGUCUUGGUGCAAAGACAUCAAGUUUGACGACAGCGACACAGAGCAGAUAGCAGAAGAAGGGGACGACAAUUUGACUAAUUCUGCCAGUCCUAGCAAGCGUACAUCAGUCAGCAGUUUCCAGUCCACAGUGGACAGUGACUCAGCCGCUUCUAUCAGCCUGAACGUGGAGCUGGACAACGUGAACUUCCAUAUCAAGAAGCCCUCCAAGUACCCACAUGUGCCCCCUCACCCUGCUGACCAAAAAGAGUAUUUGAUUUCUGACAACGGAGGACAGCAGCUCUCAAUAAGUGACGCCUUCAUCAAAGAAUCCCUGUUUAAUCGUCGAGUAGAGGAGAAACCCAAAGAACUGCCUUUCACCCCUCUGGGCUGGCAUCAUAACAACCUGGAGCUGCGGGAGGAGAAUGGAGAGAAGCAGGCCAUGGAGAGGUUGCUUUCAGCUAAUCAUAAUCACAUGAUGGCACUACUCCAGCAGUUGCUCCAUAAUGAGUCAUUGUCACCAUCUUGGAGGGACAUCAUUGUGUCACUAGUCUGUCAAGUUGUUCAGACAGUCCGACCUGAUGUCAAGAUCAGGGAUGACGACAUGGAUAUCCGUCAGUUUGUCCACAUCAAAAAAAUUCCAGGUGGAAAGAAGUUUGAUUCUAUGGUUGUCAAUGGAUUUGUUUGUACCAAGAAUAUUGCACACAAAAAGAUGAAUUCGUGUAUCAAAAACCCUAAAAUCCUUCUGUUGAAAUGUUCGAUUGAGUAUCUUUACAGAGAAGAAACCAAAUUUACUUGCAUCGAUCCUAUUGUGCUUCAGGAAAGGGAAUUCUUAAAGAAUUAUGUCCAGCGAAUAGUUGAUGUUCGACCCACUUUGGUUCUGGUUGAGAAGACAGUAUCUCGGAUUGCCCAAGACAUGCUGUUGGAACAUGGCAUUACUUUGGUCAUUAAUGUAAAAUCACAAGUUUUAGAACGAAUCAGUCGUAUGACCCAAGGUGAUUUAGUAAUGUCUAUGGACCAGCUCCUUACAAAACCACAUCUGGGCACUUGUCACAAGUUUUAUAUGCAGAUGUUUCAGCUGCCUAAUGAGCAAACCAAAACGCUGAUGUUUUUCGAAGGCUGUCCUCAACACUUGGGCUGCACCGUCAAGCUGAGAGGCGGCUCCGACUACGAACUGGCCCGGGUUAAGGAGAUCCUGAUCUUCAUGGUCUGCGCCGCCUAUCACUCUCAACUCGAAAUCUCCUUCCUCAUGGACGAGUUUGCCAUGCCGCCCACACUGGCACAGAACCCGUCCUUCCAUUCUCUGAUCGAGGGCCGGGAGGACGACGGGGCGGCCCCGGAGCCGCCGUUCAGCGGGAGCCCCCUCCCCCGGGAGCCCGACUUCCCCGCAGAGUGCCUCCCCUCCGAGGACAGCGGCCCGCUGGAGCCAAGGGUGGUGUCCUUGGAGAAGGGGGACCAGGAAGCGAGGGGCGUGCCCCAGGAGGGCGCCUCCGCCAAGCCUCAGGAGUGCCCCGCCGCCGCAGCUGGCCCGGCCCCCGCUGUCCCCUGCGCUUUCUUCCCACCCGUCCCCGAGCCCUUGCUGCUACUGCGGCCAGCGCCGCCGGUGGUGGACGAUCCGCAGGAGGACGUCGCGGCCAGUGAGCCGGCGGCCACUUCGCAGCCAGCCGAUGAGCUGCAGGACCCCAAGGGCCAGAUGCGAGCCUUCAGGGACCCCCUUCAGGACGACACGGGGCUGUACGUCACCGAGGAGGUGACCUCCUCCGAGGACAAGCUCAAGACGUACUCGGCGGCCUUCAAGCAGGAGCUGAAGGAUGUGAUCCUCUGCAUCUCCCCCGUGAUCACCUUCCGGGAGCCCUUCCUGCUCACCGAGCGGGGGAUGCGCUGUGCCACCCGCGACUACUUUGCCGAGCAGGUGUACUGGUCCCCGCUCCUCAACAAGGAGUUCCGGGAGCUGGAGGGCCGCCGGAAGAAGCAGCUGCUGCGGGAUCUCUCCGGCCUGCAGGCCAUGAACGGCAGUGUCCAGGCCCGGUCCAUCCAGGUCCUGCCCUCGCACGAGCUCGUGAACGCCCGCAUCGCCGAGCACCUGGGGGACAGCCAGAGCCUGGGCCGGAUGCUGGCGGAUUUCCGGGCCCGGGGAGGACGGAUCCAGCAGAGGAGCGCCGACCCGUUCGCGCACGCCAAGGAGUCGCCGGCCACCUCCUCCGGGAGCAAGGCAGGAGGCAAAGGCGAGGGCGAGGAUGAGAAGGGUUUAAUGUCCAGUGAUGCGCUCUUGUCAGCCAAGGUGGACUGUCUGAACCCUGUUAACCACCAGAGACUGUGCGUGCUCUUCAGUAGCUCUUCGGCCCAGUCCAGCAACGCCCCCAGCGCCUGUGUCAGCCCGUGGAUUGUCACAAUGGAAUUUUACGGAAAGAAUGACCUUACACUGGGAAUAUUUUUAGAGAGAUACUGUUUCAGGCCAUCUUACCAGUGUCCGAGUAUGUUUUGUGAUACCCCCAUGGUGCACCACAUCCGACGCUUUGUUCAUGGCCAAGGCUGUGUACAGAUAAUCCUGAAGGAACUGGACUCUCCUGUACCUGGAUAUCAGCAUACAAUCCUCACCUACUCCUGGUGCAGAAUCUGUAAGCAGGUAACACCCGUGGUUGCUCUUUCCAAUGAGUCCUGGUCCAUGUCGUUUGCAAAAUACCUUGAGCUGAGGUUUUAUGGGCACCAGUACACCCGGAGAGCCAAUGCUGAACCCUGCGGGCACUCCAUCCACCAUGAUUAUCACCAGUAUUUCUCCUAUAACCAGAUGGUGGCCUCUUUCAGUUAUUCUCCCAUUCGGCUUCUUGAAGUAUGUGUCCCACUUCCAAAAAUAUUCAUUAAACGCCAGGCUCCAUUGAAAGUGUCUCUUCUUCAGGAUCUGAAGGAUUUCUUUCAGAAAGUUUCACAGGUUUACCUUGCUGUUGAUGAGAGACUUGCUUCUUUGAAAACGGAUACAUUCAGCAAAACUAGGGAAGAAAAAAUGGAAGAUAUCUUUGCACAAAAAGAGAUGGAAGAAGGUGAGUUCAAGAACUGGAUAGAGAAGAUGCAAGCAAGGCUCAUCUCUUCCUCCGUGGAUACCCCUCAGCAGCUCCAGUCUGUCUUUGAGUCACUCAUUGCCAAGAAACAGAGUCUUUGUGAAGUGCUCCAAGCUUGGAAUAACAGGCUGCAGGAUCUUUUCCAGCAGGAAAAGGGUCGAAAGCGGCCUUCAGUUCCUCCGAGUCCCGGAAGACUGAGACAAGGGGAGGAAAGCAAGAUUGGCGCGAUGGAUGCAUCUCCACGCAAUGUUUCCCCAGGACUUCAAAAUGGAGAAAAAGAGGACCGCUUCUUGACUACACUCUCCAGUCAGAGCUCCACCAGCUCUUCCCACCUCCAGCUGCCCACCCCACCCGAAAUCACACCGGAGCAGUCAGCCGGUCUGCCUGCCGACCUCGAUACCGCCAGCAGUUGUGAAGAUGUGUUUGAUGGACAUUUGUUGGGAUCCACAGACAGCCAGGUGAAGGAAAAAUCAACUAUGAAAGCCAUCUUUGCAAACUUGCUUCCAGGAAAUAGCUACAAUCCUAUUCCAUUUCCUUUUGACCCAGAUAAACACUAUUUAAUGUAUGAACAUGAACGAGUGCCCAUUGCAGUCUGUGAGAAGGAGCCUAGUUCCAUCAUUGCGUUUGCUCUCAGUUGUAAAGAAUACCGAAAUGCCUUAGAGGAGUUGUCCAAAGCGACCGUGCGGAACAGUGCCGAAGAAGGGCUUCCGGCAAAUAGCGCUUUCGAUAACAGACCCAAGACCAGCAGCCCCGUGCGGCUGCCGGAGGCCAGUGGAGGACCGACGAACCGCACAGCAGAAGCGGAUCCACAGCCUCAGCCAACCAAAAAGGCUUCUGGAAUGUUGUCCUUCUUCCGAGGGACAGCAGGGAAAAGCCCUGAUCUCUCUUCCCAGAAGAGAGAGACCUUACGUGGAGCAGAUAGUGCAUACUACCAGGUUGGGCAGACGGGCAAGGAGGGGACGGAGAAUCAAGGCGUUGAGCCUCAAGAUGAGGUUGAUGGAGGCGAUUCACAAAAGAAACAGCUCACAAAUCCUCAUGUGGAGCUUCAAUUUUCGGACGCGAAUGCCAAGUUUUACUGUCGGCUUUACUACGCGGGAGAGUUUCAUAAGAUGCGUGAGGUGAUUCUGGGCAGCAGCGAGGAAGAUUUCAUUCGUUCACUCUCUCACUCCUCGCCCUGGCAGGCCCGAGGAGGCAAGUCGGGAGCAGCCUUCUAUGCCACCGAAGACGACCGAUUCAUUUUGAAGCAAAUGCCUCGUCUGGAAGUCCAGUCAUUCCUUGACUUCGCACCACAUUACUUCAAUUAUAUCACAAAUGCUGUUCAACAAAAGAGGCCCACCGCAUUGGCCAAAAUUCUCGGCGUGUACAGAAUUGGUUAUAAGAAUUCUCAGAACAAUACCGAGAAGAAGUUAGAUCUACUUGUCAUGGAAAAUCUUUUCUAUGGGAGAAAGAUGGCACAGGUUUUUGAUUUGAAGGGUUCCCUUCGGAAUCGAAAUGUCAAAACUGACACUGGGAAAGAGAGUUGUGAUGUGGUCCUGCUGGACGAAAACCUCUUGAAGAUGGUUCGCGACAACCCUCUGUAUAUCCGCUCUCAUUCCAAAGCUGUGCUGCGCGCCUCCAUCCGUAGCGACUCCCACUUCCUCUCGAGCCACCUCAUCAUAGAUUAUUCUCUGCUGGUUGGGCGCGAUGAUACCAGCAACGAGCUGGUAGUUGGGAUUAUAGAUUACAUUAGAACAUUUACCUGGGAUAAAAAGCUUGAGAUGGUUGUGAAAUCUACCGGAAUUUUAGGAGGACAAGGUAAAAUGCCAACUGUGGUCUCUCCAGAAUUGUACAGGACUAGAUUUUGUGAGGCCAUGGACAAGUACUUCCUGAUGGUCCCAGACCACUGGACAGGCUUGGGUCUGAAUUGCUGAAAUGAAGCACUUGUCCUGAAGUGGACCGUGAAAGAAAGAGCACUGGAACGAAGGACCAAAAAUAAGCUACUUCUUUGAUUCAUCAUAUUCACCACUUUCUGCAAAGGCCUUUGAGUGUUGAGACUCCGGAGGCUGUCAUCAGUGAUGGAUUCAGACUCCGUAGACUUGGUUUUUUGAUAUCGUAAAUUAGCCACCUGUAGGAUGGAAAAGUGUGAACAUUUUUUUCCCUCCCACUAAAGCUGAAUGUAGGCUCAUUUUAAAGGGAUAAGGACAAAUGUAUAGCUGGAGGCAAGGAGAUCAAGUGAAAACUAGGGUGUCAUCUUUGCUAAGAGCUUCGCUCAGAAAUAAGUGUCUCAUAGACUGAUUAUCCUGGCAUCACAUUUGAGUCUUUCUUUGCUGAGAAAGACUUCAUAGAUCAUGGUGACCUUGUAUGUCUUAAUGGAACAAUUGAAUGUGGCCUAUUAACAGAAUUUCUGAAGCUGUUUAUAAAAAUUCUGAAUUAUUUUUAUGAAAGUUUUCAGUGAAACAUAUUGAUCCUAUUUUAUGUGUUGUAUUUAAGGAGAUAUCUGGCAUAAAAUUUAGACUCCGGUCAGGUUUUUGUAUUUUGCCCUGUUUUGAAGUAUGUUUGUUGUUUUAAAAAUUCUGUUAACUCUGGGUGGCAGGAGGCUGCCGCCAGUAGUUGUAAGUUUUUGAGGUGGCUUUUUUUUUUUAAGUUUGUUUACAGCAUUUGUGUAAUUGUUAUGUGAAACUGCACUUUUCUGCACAUGCUUUUAUUCUAGGCUUCUCUCUGACUUCAAGGAAACAUUAAUAAAUGAAUUUGAAUGAGUGAACCCUGUAAAGGGAGGGAUCCCUUCCUUAUUUAAUGAAGGAUUUUUUUUUUAAAUGUAAAAGAUGAGUGAAAAUUAGGUGAGAGGUAGAUGGCUGUUUGUUUUGUGUAUCAGCAAAGUUUUACUUUCAGUCUAGCCAGCAAUUUAAGUGGGAUCUGUAAGAUUCGAAAUAUUCAGUGUGGACGCCCUUAUUUUCUAACUUUCUCAACCAGGUUUUUUUGUCCACUGAUUACUGAGAAAUGUUAAGUGAUAACUAUGGGAGCUUCUUAUUUGAUAGAGAUCUUCAUUGUUCUUUUAAAACGAUCAGAAAUACUAAACUGUCUUUGAGAAAAAGGCUUAAUCCCAGAUGUUUCCUCAUGGGUUCUGUCUAUAUAACAAGAGUAAUUUUGGGAAUUUAAGUAGUUUCAAAUGCUCUUCUCUUUUUCCGCCUUAUACUAGCAUAUUUCUGUUGUAAUUUUCACAUAGUAAGCAAAAGAAAUCAGAUACAUUCCAGUUACAGAGAUUCUGUAGUAUGAACCUACAUAGAAAUGUGAAUAUUUUGGAAUAUAUGUUUUAGAGAAUGAAAACAUUAGUUCGGCAUUUGGGGCUUAUUAGAAGCCUGGCUUGUUUAGUUAGCAGCAAGUUGUCCAAGUAUUUACGACUAGUUGGAUGAUAAGCACUUUUUUUUUUAAGGAAAACCUGUUGCGUGCCUUUUAAAAACAUAAAACACCUGUGAUUUUAGUUUUGAUAUCAGCUAGUAAGGAGUUGGACAGGAAUGAAAGAGAGUGGAGGAUUACUAGCUUACUCUGUGUUUACAGACAGUGGAUUUCAUGUCUCUUUUAAAAUGCAAACACUGUAUGUUCCGCUUUAUUUUUCGAGCAGCACAGGGUCAGGGUUAUUCAUCCGUUUCCAGUCGCCAGCACUUCAGGUGAAGGCAUCUGGCUGUCGCUAAGAGAGUCAGUGGUUCCCUGCAGGCCCAGUACCAUGGAUGUAGCUUGAAUAGCCCAUUGGCCGAGUUCCCAACAGUUACAGCAUCUUGUGUUGAUGGUGUUUUCCUUGCCCAGGACUUGAAGAGAGUAUUGCUGCCCCUUAGGUAGUUUGGUGGCUAAAAAUGACUCCGGUAUAAUAUAAUCUAAAGUAAGAGCUGCUGCUUCGUAGGGGUAAUCAGCCCUUUCAAAACUGUCUUAAGGGAGGGGACAUACGACAUUUCUUUGUUGUGAGUGGCAGGUUUGUAUCCUCAGCCCGGAGCUGCUCUUACUCAGACCACUACCAUAGUUAGAACUUGUUCUGUAUAUUGUGCUGGUCAGUAUUAAGUAUUGAAUGUUGAAUGACCAUUCACCUCUCUUCAGUUCCACUUUAAAGCCCGGGGAGCAUAUUCAUGGUGAAAAGUUAGGAGUAAGGAUAAAAACUUUCUUCCUUAGAAUGAAGCAUAAUCCUCAGAACAGUUGAUAAGUAGCACAACAAAAUGAUACGAACACAUUACAUUGUAUAAAAAAAUCUUAUUUAUAAAUGUGAAACUUUUUAAGGCCAUAAAAACUUUAUUAAUUAAUAAAAAGAAUUUUUUUUUCUUACAUAAGCCUAAGAAAAACAAGGGGGGAGGGACAUGGUAAGUCCUUUUAUAGUCUUGAAUAUUUUGAAUUUAUAGAUAAUCAAACUUUCCUACACAAUGUCUUCAAAUUUGUUUCUUGAUUCUGCAAGUCAGUAGUUUUCUAGCUUUGGCUUUUAAUAGAUGUUGUAAAUAGUAGGGUUGUAUUGGUUUUUGUGGCUUCAGCUUCUCCUUGGCAUUAUUACCCUGUAAAGUGGACUACAAUCAAACUGCCAGGGGUGACAGCCUGUAGAGCGUUUGCUUAGCUGCCAGGGAGAAAACUACUGUGGAUGAGCCUGAUGGUGCAACCAACCAAGCCGUUCAUUAUUCUUCAAGUGUUAACAUACUGACUGAUGCAGUGUUCAAACCAUCUCGUGCAAUGCCCUUUUCCAUUUUUUUUUUUGUAACAUGAGUGCAGUGUAUUAUAGAAAAACAAAAAUUGCAAUCAUGAGCAGUGUUAUUAAUGCUGCUGUGUUGGUUUUGUAAAAAAUGUACAUUUUGUCUUUAAGGCAGAUUGCAUUUUAACUAGAGAAGUGACGUUGUAAAUCAGAUUAGCCUCUUUUAAUUUAAUAUGAAAAAUUUAAUUAACAAUACUGAAAAUACUUAAUGUAAUAUAUUGUAUAUUUUAUCUACUUUGGUUCUAGCUGUUUUAUAUGAUUGACACAUUAUUUAAAUGAUAACUGCCUUGACAUUUUGGAGACUUAAUACUGUAAAAUAAAACUGACUUACAAUAAAUGGAGAAUCUACUGCA
Sorex araneus (European shrew) is the source of this 9665-nucleotide messenger RNA. It is a transcript of the gene PIKFYVE, whose product is annotated as phosphoinositide kinase, FYVE-type zinc finger containing. The record is from RefSeq and is a predicted model, not a curated record. Gene Ontology annotation, biological process: phosphatidylinositol metabolic process; intracellular signal transduction. Lineage: Eukaryota; Metazoa; Chordata; Mammalia; Eulipotyphla; Soricidae. Gene Ontology annotation, molecular function: 1-phosphatidylinositol-3-phosphate 5-kinase activity; metal ion binding; ATP binding. Bases 143 to 6523 code for a protein of 2126 amino acids. The transcript is spliced from 43 exons.